Molecule: messenger RNA, 1392 nt
Organism: Centruroides sculpturatus (bark scorpion)
Lineage: Eukaryota; Metazoa; Arthropoda; Arachnida; Scorpiones; Buthidae
Exons: 3
Coding region: 105-1178 (357 amino acids)
Source: RefSeq, a predicted model, not a curated record
AAUAAUGAUAAAUUGUAAAGCUUUAUUAUUUAACAAGAUAGGAUUUUAAUGAUUUGGAAAGUAUAACAAAAAUUAAGCACUGAUAACUUUUAUAAUUAUUAAAUAUGGAAAAACAAAAUUUGUAUAUGUUUCGUCCGAAAAUUGUUUCGCGACAACGCCAUUUGAAAAAAGGAAUUGGAAAUUUGCAUUUUGCACCUUUCUUAAAUGCUUCUAAUAAAUGGAUGUUAGAACGAUUCAUUGCUGAAGAUAUCAAAGAUAAUGAAAUACAAGGUUUAGACAAGACACUUGUAAUUUCCGAUAUGGUCAAUUUGAUACGAAUGAUUCAAUCGACUAAUCCGCUUCACUAUCAAGAAGAAGUGAUGAAAUACUUUCAACAGUUUCGUGUUGUUGAUGCCCUGAAACCAGAGGAAUUAGAAGUUCAAGCAAAUCUGAUUAACGGAGAGCUUAAAUUAGCUAAACCUCAAAAUCGUGCAAAGAAUAUCAAGAAAAAGUGGCAAACAUAUCCCAAAGACCAAAAUUCUAAACCAAAAAAUGUUAUUAACUUGAGAAUUAAUGAAUUGGCUAAACCUUUAUCUCGUAAAACUGUAUCCUACAAGCAAAAAGAUCUCAAAGUAUCCACAGAUCAAGCUGUGUCAUCUCGUGUAAUUGAGUUAUCCAAACCUCAAACUAGAAGUUUUUAUCGUAAGGAUGAUUCGACUUUACUAUCUAAGAAAUCUAAACCUAAAACAAAGUUAGAAACAACGAAAUAUUCUAAAAUACCAAAAGAAAUUAAUAAAUCCUUUAAUAUUAUAGAAAAAAUUAAAUCAGCAGAAAAAAUUUCAUCAACUAAAGAUAUAAAAUCUGAAGCGAAACUUAACACGAACAAAGAUUCUUCAUUUAGAAAUUCAAAAGCAGCUAAAGAUAAAAAGUCAAAAAAGAAAUUAACGAAAUAUUCUAAUAUUAAAACUACCAAAAAGAUAACAGGAAAAAACCAGUUUCAAAAACAACAAUUAGAGAAAAGAGAAAUAUCUAUUUCAAGUAAUGCUAAAAAUAUUUCGAACAAAAAUUUUUCAGAAAGAAAUAACACAGGUAAAAAACCAAAGAUAAACAAACCCGUUCAAGUAGAUUCUAAAGAUGAGAAGCAAGAACAUCUUAGAUAUAUUUUCAGUUCAAAACUAAAAACAAAUAAAAAAAUCUAAGAUAAGUUCAUCAAAAAGACUUCCUACACUGCACGAGGAAAAAGAUUAAGAGGACGAAAUGAAUUUAAUAUAUAACUAAAUCACAUUAUUAAUCACAGACACCGGUAAUUUAAUUAUAUAAUUACUUUUCAUUAUAAAAAUUGUGAUUCAUUAAUUAAAAACGAAUAUUUAAAUUCAAAUUUUUUACAAUGGUUUUUCUAAAUGUAUUCCGAGA